AUGGCUGGAUCGACUCUUGUCUGCUCUGUGCUGCUGAUGUUCGGCUUCGUCCUGCAGCUCUCAACUGCUCAAAUGAGCUGUAAGGACCGCUGUGGAGAACCGUUCUCCCGUGGUCAGGUGUGUAGCUGUGAUGAAGGCUGUCUCACCCACGAUGACUGCUGCAAGGACUAUGAGGAAGUUUGCACCAACCGUGCUUCAUGCCGGGGUCGUUGUCAGGAAGCGUUUCGCAGAGGGAGGGAGUGUGAGUGUGACCCUGACUGCACCCGCUACAACUCCUGCUGCUCCGACUACAGCGCUCACUGCAAUGUGAACGAUGCACCAGCAGCCAAGAACGCCAAACAGGCCAAACCAGCAGGAGCUGGACCCACUGGUCUGGGUGGUACGGGUGAGUUAAUGCCCCUGACUGCAGAUCUAGGAGCCCCUACUGGGGGCCCUUCUCCUCUUGACGCUGGACUAUAUCAGGCCAAACCUGAAAGCCCUACGCUCCACACACCAGACCUUCCUCACGCUGAUGCUCUUGCGCCUGGAGAAACCCUCACUAUCCCCGUUCAGAUGUCCCUGUCCAUCAGUGGAGAUGCUGGUGGAGCUGUGGAUCAACCCUCCAGUGUCUUGGACCUUCACGCGGGCAGACCGAGCACGCUGACUGACCUAGCUCAGGCUCUGCAGGACCAUGAAACUGCAUCAAGCUCCAACUCUGACCUCUGUGAUAGCCAGCCAAUCGACGGCCUCACCGCACCCUUCAACGGCUCCAUCAUCGUUUUUCGAGGUCAUUUCUUCUGGAUCGUGGACCCUAAGACCAGAGCCGCCGGUCCCGCUCUGAGCAUUACAGAAGAGUUGGGCGUGCCAUCACCCAUCGACACCGCCUUCACCCGCUGCAACUGCCAGGGCAAAACCUACAUCAUCAAGGGUGAUCAGUACUGGAGUUUUGAGAGCGGUGUGAUGGAGCCCGGUUACCCCAGGUCUGUGGCCAAGGAUUUUGGAGGGCUGACGGGUGAAAUAGUCGCCGCUCUGUCUGUUCCCGCCAACAGGAAAAGACCGGAGACCGUCUACUUCUUCAAAAAAGGAGGUUCGGUGCAGAAACUCUCCUACCCAGCUGGAAGUGCACCAACCUGCAAUGGUGGUAAAAAGGCAAAUAACUCAGUCGCCGCCAAGAACCGCCAAGCAGAGGUGCGUCUGUCUGGAGAGAUCAACAUCAAGCUAAAGUGGAAGGGAUUCCCCACCCCGGUGACCUCCGCCCUCUCCGUGCCCAACUCCAGGAAGCCUGACGGGUUCGAACACUUCGUCUUCUCAGGACCUAAAGUCUUUACCAUCAAGGUCGUCGGCGAGAUCCCUGCCCUGGCGUCUCCUGCUAAACCGUCCGCUGAGCAGAACGACCUGAGGAACUGGCUCGGCUGCCCUUAA
Molecule: messenger RNA, 1401 nt
Organism: Trichomycterus rosablanca
Lineage: Eukaryota; Metazoa; Chordata; Actinopteri; Siluriformes; Trichomycteridae
Gene: prg4a
Product: proteoglycan 4a
Exons: 12
Coding region: 1-1401 (466 amino acids)
Biological process (GO): immune response
Molecular function (GO): scavenger receptor activity; polysaccharide binding
Source: RefSeq, a predicted model, not a curated record